AUGAGUCUAGAAAUCAAUCUUGAGGAUUUCCCAAACUUGCUUUCCGUUUUCGAGGAAAUUGAACGGAGAGAAUUGCGGAGAUCAUUUCCCAGUGUUGAUCCUGAACUGGAAAACCUCCUCAAUCGAGAAAGGAAACCAAGAGCCUUUACAACGUUGGAAGGAAAGCCAGAAGAGCGUAACACUGAUCCCGAGUUGUCUAAACAAGAUGGAAGGCAAAGAACCUCUUCAGCAAAAAAAAUACCCACGGCAUUAGGUGGCAAAGCAGGGAAAUUGCACAAGUCAAACAGAGCAACAGAAACUUCAGGGAAACACAAACGCCUCAGCCGACGCGCCAGUGAACCAGUCCGUCACACGUUGGACGUUUCACAAUCGCGUUUUCGAAUUCACAGCGAGCCGCCGUAUCUUCCUGUUGAUCGUGACACGCUGUUAACAGAUAGGCGAUUUACUAACGCUGCCAGGAACUUAAGUGACGAAGAACUGGCUGAGUUGUACGAAGAUAUUUUAAAGCCUUUGGAUUUCUAUGCCAUGUUGCAUGAAAGGAGAAAGCAGUCGUAA
This is a messenger RNA of Porites evermanni, 555 nucleotides long. NCBI's taxonomy places the organism in Eukaryota, Metazoa, Cnidaria, Anthozoa, Scleractinia, Poritidae. The record is from the annotation of a GenBank genome assembly.